AUCGCCGGCGCCCGCCAGUCGUGUUCCAAACGCCGCGAGGUUCAUGUGUUUCUCCCGUAUCGAACCCCGUCUCGCGAUCACAACUUUAUGCACUGGAAACUUUUCAAAGCAAUUUCGGACGGAUUCGAUUGUUGCGCGUCACUAUCGCUUCACGUUUCCAGCGGGAUCGUAAAGUGUGCCUUGCUGGCGACCGUUCGUGUGUUGUCGCGCGUUUCAUACCACUCGUUCGGUCUAUUUUUGAAUAUUCUCUAAACGCUACACCCGAGAAGUUUUCGAAACGCAGUCCGUCGAGUCGGGUUAACGGCCUCGUGUAUGCACGCCUGCAUCACAUCUCUUGUGUUUUUGUUGGCGGAUAACAUUUUGUGCAGUUACCAUCGACUGUUCAAUCAGAGAAACGUUAUCUUUACGUUAACGCGGGCAUAUUUAGCCUCGGACGGUGAUGGCUACAGAUGACUUUGGUUUAGUGGUCUAGUCUCUGUGUCAGUGAGUGAUUGGCUUGUUCGGUAGCCCGUUGCGCUAGUGUUGAAAAGUGGUGCCAGUGAUGUGACGGUCUAUGGAAGUGUCAGGUUGUUUUCGGAAUGUUCACGAAGCACGGCAAAGCCGCUGAGCGGUGCCUCCAUCCCCACUCGCAUAGGGGGCGAAAGAAGAAAAAAGCAACACCGCAUACGCCCUGGAAGUACUUGAUGAAUUGCCCACUCGUUAGGAAAUGUUUUGGCCUACAGUUGCGGAGCAUAGAGGAGCCGGCAGGCGGCGCGGGCGCCGGAAUGCCCGCGUCCGCCUGCUACGACGCCGAGUGCGCGCGCACCGAGGCCUGGCUCGACGAAAAUCAAGAGUUUGUGCACGAUUAUUUCCUAAGAAAGGCGACGCGACAGGUGGUGGACGCAUGGCUGGUGUCGCACGCGACACCGCCCAGUGCCGAGCUACCGUCGCCGUCACGUGCCGGCUCCGGAGCGACCACACCCGUCAGGAAGAUCUCAGCCCACGAGUUCGAGCGGGGCGGACUCUUAAAACCGUUGGUGACGACUGUAGACGGCACACCGACCUUUCUUGGAGAUCAGCCCCCCCACGCGACACCAUCGCGUCCACAGCGGAGGUCCAGGCACGAGCUGCGGCAGUUAGACGAAAAGGAACUUAUAUUUGAAUUAGUGAAAGAUAUAUGUAACGAGUUGGAGGUUAGAGUCCUAUGCCAUAAGAUUCUUCAGAAUGUGUCAAUACUCCUCGAUGCUGAUAGAGGAUCACUCUUUUUGGUACAAGGCGAAAGAGCAGCAUCACCGCAUCCUCAAAAUGGCAGAUGUUUGGUAUCAAAACUAUUUGACGUCUGCUCUAAAUCAACCCCGGAACAAAUGGAACACUUAGAAGAAAUCAGGAUACCGUGGGGCAGUGGCAUUGUCGGCUAUGUGGCCGAAAGCGGAGAGCCAGUGAACAUCCCCGAUGCGUAUAAAGAUGAGCGGUUCAACCACGACAUUGACCAACAAACGGGUUACAAAACGAGGUCGCUCCUCUGCAUGCCAAUUAAGGACAUCAACGGAGAGGUCAUCGGCGUCGCACAGGUGAUAAACAAGCAAAACGAUGGGCCUUUCACCGCGAACGACGAAAAAGUUUUCGCCUCCUAUCUUCAGUUCUGCGGGAUCGGAUUGCGGAACGCGCAGCUUUACGAGCGCUCGCAGCUUGAAGUCAAAAGGAACCAGGUGUUGCUGGACCUGGCGAGGAUGGUGUUUGAGGAGCAGAGUACAAUAGAGCACAUGGUGCUAAGGAUACUGACGCACACUCAAAGCCUCAUCCGCUGUCAGCGAGUACAGGUUCUUCUGGUUCAUGAGGCUUCAAAAGGUAGUUUUUCCCGAGUCUUCGAUCUGGAGGCUGGAGACGAGGCGGAGCCCGGCACACCCAGAACAUCCCCAUACGAGAGUCGAUUCCCGAUCAACGUUGGCAUAACGGGAUACGUGGCAACCACUGGCGAGACAGUGAACAUUGCUGAUGCGUACGCCGAUCCUAGGUUUGAUCCUUCGGUAGACGAAGGCACGGGGUUCAAACACAACACGAUCCUCUGCAUGGCAAUCAAGAAUUCAGAGGGAAGAAUCAUUGGUGUUAUUCAGUUGGUGAACAAAUUCGACGAGUUGCUUUUUACCAAAAACGAUGAGAACUUCGUGGAGGCUUUCGCCAUAUUCUGCGGGAUGGGCAUCCACAACACGCACAUGUACGAGAAGGCGAUCACCGCGAUGGCGAAGCAGAGCGUCACGUUAGAUGUUUUAAGUUACCACGCUUCGGCAUCAUUAGACGACGCUCAAAGAUUGAGAAGUCUCAGGAUACCGUCAUCGGCCCACUUCAGUCUGCACGAGUUGGAUUUCGACGACAUAGAUAUGUCCGACGACGAGACGCUCACGGCAUGUCUCCGCAUGUUCCUAGACCUGGACUUUGUCGAGCGGUUUCACAUAGAUUACGCCGUGCUGUGCAGGUGGCUGCUCAGCGUGAAGAAGAACUACAGGAAUGUAACUUACCACAAUUGGAGGCAUGCGUUCAACGUCGCCCAAAUGAUGUUCGCGAUAUUAACGGAAACCCAGUGGUGGAAGAUAUUCGGGGAACUCGAGUGUCUGGCGCUGAUCAUCGGCUGCCUGUGUCAUGACCUUGAUCACCGGGGGACCAACAACUCAUUUCAAAUCAAGGCAUCAUCACCUCUGGCGCAGCUUUACUCGACGUCCACCAUGGAGCAUCACCAUUUCGACCAGUGCCUGAUGAUCCUCAACUCACCGGGCAACCAGAUUUUAGCCAACCUCUCCUCCGACGACUACGAGAGAGUUGUCAAAGUGCUUGAAGACGCUAUAUUGUCGACAGACUUGGCUGUAUAUUUCAGCAAACGCAAGCCGUUCAUAGAUCUAGUGAGUAGGGAGCGGACGGUGACAAGUGCGUGGGGCGCGUGUAACGAGCGGCGCGGAUUACUUCGCGCCAUGCUGAUGACCGCGUGUGACUUAGCCGCCAUCACCAAGCCCUGGCCCGUCGAGAGGCGUGUCGCAGCACUAGUGGCCGGCGAGUUCUUCAGACAGGGCGAUCUGGAGAGGCAGAACCUGAAUCUGACGCCCAUAGACAUAAUGAACAGAGACAAAGAAGACGAACUCCCUGCUAUGCAAGUCAAAUUCAUAGACACAAUAUGCCUGCCAAUUUAUGAGGCAUUCGCAGUAUUGUCGUCGUCUUUACAACCUAUGCUCGACAGAGUGAAGAGUAAUCGCUCGCAUUGGAUCGAAUUGGCUAACAACGAUAAGAACACCAGCGAGAAAAUAGAAUACGGCCUGGAUAAGAAUCACAUCCAAGAGAGAACGGACAAAUCCAGUAUCAGUUCACAAAAUGUUGAUGAUACCGAAAACACUUACGAAGGUGACAGUAGCGGAGCGGUCAGCCUGUCAUCGGAAAGCAACUCCAAGUACGAUAAUCUUGAAAAUCCUGUAGUAGGACUCCUCUCUAACAAUGUACUCGCUCUGCCAAGAGACCCUAAGUUUUCUCCGAUGAACGAUUUAAACUAAGCUCCUUAAUACCUUAGAACUAUUGUGAUAUAGUGAAACGCGACUUUUACGUCCAAAACCUUAUUUCGAAGGCCAAUAGAAAGCCGAAACUGGUUUUGUAUAGUUAAUAAUAAUAGUAUCAGUUAAUAAAACAGUAUCUUGGAAACUCUCCUACUCGAGUAGUGGUUUUAUUGCAUUUUAGAAAUGAAUUUAUUUUUAGUUAUUAUUUAGAAAUGCCGUGUUACCUGUUUGUGACGGUGCGCCUUUUAUAUAUUUUAUUUCCGAGACUGUACUCCACCCGCCAUAUUGUUUCAUAUUGUCUUUGUUCCUAUUGGUCUGUUUGAAAUCGAGGUAGGUUACGGUGUGAACGAUUUGUAUAUGCGUUACAAAAUGAUAGUGUGUGAUAUUCGUAUAGUAAUUUUAUAAUUGAUUUAGUUUAAUUUGAAAUUCGUGUUACGCAAGGCGUGCAUUCGGUAUGUUGUCUGAAUUCUCGCACUAUUUUUGUACACAUUAUUUUUUAGCUUUACAUUAUAAGUACCUACUUGUAAGUUUAUAAAGUACGUACUAAACGUUUUUUAUUAUUACCUCGUCGUGUCUAUUCCUACGUAUCACAUAAAGUCAUUCGUGUUGUUAGGUUUUGUGUAUCAUUUAUACGAUACGUUAUUUACAUUACGAGAAUUGAAUCGUAUCAAUUUUCGAUUGAUGAAUUAGUUAUGGAAGAUGAUUAUAAAAUUAGAAAAGUGCAGGGCCUAACUGUCUUGUUCAACUUAGUUUUAUUGAAGUGAAUGACCAAAAAUACCAAAAAUUUCGAAUAGUUGUUUGUGCUAAAUUGUUGAUUUUGUCUUGUCGAUUAUGACUAAAGCGUAAGCAUUCAAACUUUCGAGUAUUAUGAUGUAUGAUAACGAAAGAAAUUGACAUUAAGUUCAUAUAGAAACGAAAAUAUAUUGAUUAGAUCGAUUAUUGAAUGUCCAUCGAGCGCCAUAAAUAUGUCGCAUAUUAUGGUAUUGCAUAUCGACAAAUAUAUUAUUAAGCGUACAUACUUACUCCUAAUAUUUAUGAAUAGUAGCUUUUGAAAGGUACAAGUUUCAAGACGACGUAUCUUAGUUAUUUAUUUUGUUUGUAGAUUUCUUGCUUUUUGAGAUAUUGGGCAGGUCUGUGCGAAACUUUCCACCUGAAAAAAGAAAAAUUUGGGAUUAUAUAUCUUUUUAUCUAAUUCGCACACGAUCGUGUAAAUACAAUUUUAAAUUAUUAACGAUUUGUAAUUAUUUGGUAAGUACUUAUUAUGAGUUCGGGUUCUGAGAAAUAUUGACUGUCAUUUUAAUUUUAGUUUCUCACGGAACUUGCGCCUCGCAAUAAUAAUUUUACAUUGACAGUUGUGGCAAAUUAGAUCCAUUCCGAUUAGAAUUAAACAAUAAUCAUGUUUGUGUUGUCCGUUUAUUUAAAUAGGUAAUGAAUCUUUUUAUUUAUCAUGUCAAUUUUUAAAAGGUCGUUUACUGAGAUGAUAAUUCGAAUAAACGAAAUAAUCUUUGAGAAAUAGUUUUGACAAAACUGCAACUAUGAAUCUAUCACUAACUAUAUUCACUCUUCAUACACAUUUAUUUCUAUCUUAUAAAUUUUUAUCUAAGAUUAAUUGUUCAAAAUCAUAUGUUGCAGUUUGAUAAAAUCUGUUUUAAAAAGUUCGUUUGCAAUUAAUUGAACAAGCUAAUUGCCUUUUUAGCUUAAAUAAAUUACUACAUAAUGACAUUUUGAGUAAUCUUUUAGUAUCUUUUCAGUUUUUUUUUAAUUAUUUUUUAUUCAUCGAUUUCACAAAUUUCUUGAAUUACGUACCGUGGUCGUAUUUAAUAUUACUCAAAAAGAAAUUAUGAAAUUUUUAUCAAUAACAAAAUAAACAACUAUUUAAAAUUUUAAAAAUAUUUUGACCAAUUCUCCAUAAAAGCGUACAAGAUAUAAUUAUAUUCUAAUUGGAAUAAUUCUCUCUAUAAUCUUUAGAUAUUUACAUGAAAAAUAUUUGAAAUCUCAAAUUAAUUGUGGUAAUAAAUUAUGUACAACUUUAUUCUUAAGAUCGCUGUAAGUAUUAUUAGAAGUAAUUAGAGAAAUAAUUAUUGUAAUUCACUAAAUGACGAUUUGUAUGGUGUGUGAAUAGAUAUGGAGGUUGUUUUGUUCCAAACAAAAGAAUAUUUAUUUAUUAAUAAACAAAUUUUGAAAUAAAUUUAUUCUUUUAUUUCAACCUAUUUACGCAAUCACUAGGUUACCAGAAAAUGACAUUACUCUAUACGUAUUAAGGAUCAAAAUAUGUUCUUAAUUGAGUUUAAAAACAUCAGGUUAUGCAACCUAAACUUAAACCUUAAACCAGGGCCCUCCAACCACGCACUUUAAAAGGGCAGGCUUAAGCGAGGCUGAUUACCU
Molecule: messenger RNA, 5897 nt
Organism: Diatraea saccharalis (sugarcane borer)
Lineage: Eukaryota; Metazoa; Arthropoda; Insecta; Lepidoptera; Crambidae
Source: the annotation of a GenBank genome assembly